Messenger RNA from Cricetulus griseus (Chinese hamster), 1038 nucleotides. NCBI's taxonomy places the organism in Eukaryota, Metazoa, Chordata, Mammalia, Rodentia, Cricetidae. The record is from RefSeq and is a predicted model, not a curated record.
AUGCCUGAUAUGGACACCACCACAGCCAAUACCACCUUCACAGCUGGGAAUGGCACCCUGUGCAGCAGGGACUACAAGAUAACCCAGGUUCUCUUCCCGUUGCUCUACACCGUCCUGUUUUUUACUGGACUCAUCACAAACAGCUUGGCAAUGAGAAUUUUCUUUCAAAUCCGAAGUAAAUCCAACUUCAUUAUUUUUCUUAAGAACACAGUCAUUUCUGAUCUUCUCAUGAUUCUAACUUUUCCUUUCAAAAUUCUUAGUGAUGCCAAACUGGGAGCCGGGCCUCUGAGAACCUUGGUGUGCCAAGUCACCUCAGUCACGUUUUAUUUUACAAUGUAUAUCAGUAUAUCCUUCCUUGGAUUGAUAACCAUUGACCGCUACCUGAAGACAACCAGGCCAUUUAAAACUUCCAGCCCCAGCAACCUUUUGGGUGCAAAGAUUCUUUCUGUUGUCAUCUGGGCCUUCAUGUUCUUACUCUCACUGCCUAACAUGAUUCUCACCAACAGGAGGCCAAAAGAACAGAACAUAAAGAAAUGUUCUUUCUUAAAGUCAGAGUUUGGUCUGGUCUGGCAUGAGAUAGUCAAUUACAUCUGUCAAGUCAUUUUCUGGAUUAAUUUUUUAAUUGUCAUUGUUUGUUACAGUCUCAUUACAAAAGAACUCUAUAGGUCCUACAUAAGAACAAGAGGUGUAGGCAAAGUCCCCAAGAAAAAGGUGAAUGUCAAAGUUUUUAUCAUCAUUGCUGUGUUCUUCAUUUGUUUUGUUCCCUUCCAUUUUGCACGGAUUCCCUACACCCUGAGCCAAACCCGGAGUGUCUUUGACUGUGCUGCUGAAAAUACUCUGUUCUAUGUGAAGGAGAGCACCUUGUGGCUAACGUCUUUGAAUGCCUGCCUCGACCCGUUCAUUUAUUUUUUCCUUUGCAAGUCUUUCAGGAAUUCCUUGACAAGAAUGCUGAGGUGCUCCAAUGCUAUGUCACCCUCUGGAGAAAACAAGAAGAAAGGACAGGAAGGUGGUGACCCAAGUGAGGAGACCCCAAUGUAA